AUGGUAUGUGGAGAUUGUGAGAAGAAAUUGACAAAAAUCGUCGGAGUCGAUCCAUAUAGAAAUAAAAAGAGCAAUCGAGGAGCCGAUGGAAAAAUUGCAAAAGUUUCGACCACCAAAAAUCGAUUAAUUGGAGCCGAUAAAAAGUAAGUUCAUUUUUUAUUUAUUAAUACAAUGUUUCUGUUCAAAUUUAGUGCAGUACUAAAAUUUUUAAAAAUUUCUUCCUAAAAUAGCGAAUAUUUCAGAGCCACAAUAGUCGGUGCCAAAUGUAAAAUUUGUAAAAUGCUUAUGCAUCAAGCGGGUAGUCAUUAUUGUUCAACAUGCGCAUAUCAAAAAGGAAUAUGUGCAAUGUGUGGAAAGAAGAUAAUUAAUGUAAAAGGACUUCGACAAAGCACAACCUAA
Caenorhabditis angaria is the source of this 399-nucleotide messenger RNA. NCBI's taxonomy places the organism in Eukaryota, Metazoa, Nematoda, Chromadorea, Rhabditida, Rhabditidae. The record is from the annotation of a GenBank genome assembly.